GUUCACAUCCUCCAGAUAUGGAUUCUCUCGCCAUUCUUGCUUUGGCCAUCAUCCUCUGCCUCUCCUACUUCACCAUCACCAAAACUCUCCGCCGCAGCCAAUCCGACAACCAACCGCGAUACCCACCAGAGCCCACCUCCCGAUGGCCAGUCAUCGGCCAUCUCCCAGUCCUCGCCGGACCGGAGCUUCCCCACAGAGCACUCGCGGCGUUAGCAGACAAAUACGGCGCCGUAUUCUCCCUCCGCCUGGGAAUCAACCGCGUCCUGGUAGUCAGCAGCUCGGAAAUCGCCAAGGAGCUCUUCACGACCAAUGACACGGCCGUGAUCUCCCGCCCGGCAGUAACUGCCUCCAAGCUCUUCUCCUACAACUUCGCCAUGUUCGGGUUGGGCCCGUACGGAGAUUACUGGCGGGAAAUGAGGAAAAUAACGAUGAUCGAGCUUCUCUCAUCCCGCCGCAUGGAGCUUCUCCGUCGAUUCAGAGAAUCCGAAGUCCGGAAGUCGAUUAACCAUCUGUUUAAAGUAAUUGGGGAUAAUCCUGAGAUCGAUCUGAAGAAAUGGAUUGGCGAUUUGAGCCUUAACCUAAUGUUGCGAAUCAUAGCAGGGAAGAGCUCCUCUGCUUCCGACGGCGCCGUUCCCCUGAAGUUCAAGACCGCCGUGAGAGAGCUUUUCCACUACAUGGGGAUGUUUGUCGUGGGUGACGCUCUCCCGUUUCUGGGUUGGAUGGAUAUCGGCGGCCAUCAGAAGGAGAUGAAAAGGGCUUUCCGAGAAUUGGACGGGUACCUUCAGGAAUGGCUGAUUGAACACAAGAAAAACAGAGCAGAAAAAACAGAGCAUGAUUUCAUGGACGUUCUGCUCUCCGUUCUCGACGGUGAAUCUCUCCAUGGAUACGAUUCUGAUACGAUCAUCAAAGCCACGUCACUGAGCAUGAUUGCAGGGGGAACGGAUACGAGCACCGUCACGGUGACGUGGGCGAUCGCUCUUCUACUAAACAACCGGCACGUACUCCGCAAGGCUCAGGAGGAAAUCGACGGCGGCGUCUCGAAGGAAAGAGCGGUGACAGAAGGGGACAUCGGGAAGUUAGUUUACCUGCAAUCAAUCGUCAAAGAGACGAUGAGGAUGUACCCGCCGGCACCUCUGUUGGCGGUGCGGGAGUUC
This is a messenger RNA of Linum tenue, 1154 nucleotides long. Lineage: Eukaryota; Viridiplantae; Streptophyta; Magnoliopsida; Malpighiales; Linaceae. The record is from the annotation of a GenBank genome assembly.